AUGCAGAGCAACACCUCUGCCCGAUUUCAUCAGGCGCUGCCGGGGCUGACGCAAGGGUGCGGGGGCGAUGUCCGUGUGUCCGUCCCCGUGGCGGGGUGGCCUCCUGAGUCACCCUUUCCGGACGGAGGGGUCCAGGUCCCCCGGGAGCUGGGGAGGGGUCCCAGCGCCUUCAUCCCCCUGGGAGAGAUCCUGCAGGAGGGUGCGGAGAGCAGCUGGCGGCAGCUCCUCAUCGAGGCCUUCGUCUCGGCGGGGAGGGGGGACAACAUCACCAUGGUCAUGGGGCUGCACCCCCAGUAUCUCAGCAGCUUCUGGAAGACCCAGUACCUCCUGCUGCGCAUGGACGGGCCCCUGCCCUACCACAAGCGCCACUACAUCGCCAUCAUGGCAGCAGCCCGGCACCAGUGCUCCUACCUGGUGGGCUUGCACAUGGGGGAGUUCCUGCAGGUGGGGGGCAACCCAGCCUGGCUGCAGGGGCUGCACUGUGCCCCCCAAAAACUCAGGAACCUCAACGAGAUCAACAAGCUGCUGGCGCAUCGGCCCUGGCUCAUCACCAAGGAGCACAUCGAGGCUCUGCUGAAGACAGGGGAGGACAGCUGGUCGCUGGCGGAGUUGGUGCAAGCCCUGGUGCUCCUCACCCACUACCACUCGCUCGCCUCCUUCGUCUUCGGCUGCGGCAUCAACCCCGAGGAGGAGCAGGAUGGGGGGCACGGCUGCCGGCCCCCCUCGCCCCACAGCGACAGCAGCCCAGCCUCUGAUGACAGCUCUGGGGGCAAGGACGCCAUGCAGGAGGUGGAGGCGCUGAUGGAGAGGAUGAAGCUGCUGCAGGAAAGCCAGCUGGAGGAGGAAGGUGUCACGCAGGAGGAGAUGGCAACACGCUUUGAGCUGGAGAAGACAGAGAGCUUGCUGGUCGCUCCCUCGGAUAUCACGGAUCACUCCCUGCAGUCCAACGUCCUCUGCUUCGUGGAGGACCCCGAGUUUGGCUACAAGGACUUCACCCGGAGGGGCGAGCAGGCACCCCCCACUUUCCGUGCGCAGGAUUACACCUGGGAGGACCACGGCUUCUCCCUGAUCAACCGCCUUUACCCCGACGUGGGGCAGCUCCUGGAUGAGAAGUUCCAGGUGGUCUACAACCUGACGUACAACACCAUCGCCAUGCACUGUGGCGUGGACACCUCCAUGCUGCGCAGGGCCAUCUGGAACUAUGUCCACUGCGUCUUUGGCAUCCGCUACGAUGACUACGACUACGGGGAGGUGAACCAGCUCCUGGAGCGCAGCUUGAAGAUCUACAUCAAGACGGUGGCUUGCUACCCGGAGAAGACGACCAAGAGGAUGUACACCCAGUUCUGGAGGCACUUCAAGCACUCAGAGAAGGUGCACAUCAACCUGCUCUUGCUGGAGGCUCGGAUGCAGGCUGCUCUGCUCUACGCCCUCAGAGCCGUCACCCGCUACAUGACCUGACCAGGCUCUGCUCCCUCCUCUUCCUCCUCCUCCUCCUCCUCCUCCUCCUCCUGCCUCAAGUUUGGGGGAAAAGCUGGGAGGGAGCUGGUGCUGGAAUGACUCUGCUGGAAUAUUGUCUCCUCCUGAAGGGGCUGGAGCCUGUGGAAGGAAAAGUGGGGGUUUCCCCACCCCUCGUUCCAGGAGAGGGGACCCCCAAGAAGCCACCAGUGCUGGGAAGACCCCAGAGUGGCUUGGGCAGAGUUGGGGGUGCUCAGCUGCUCCAUGCCUUUUUUGGGGUGAGCCUGAAUGAACCCAAAUUGGGGUGUCUGUGGGUGCUGCCUUCGCCCUGCGGUGCUGGUGUCACCUCGCUGUGCCAUGACUGCCACCGUGGAGGACUCUUCCUUGUGCCAGAGGUCACCAGAGGGUGUUGUGGGCUUCACCCCUUGCUUUUUGGGGUCUCGUUGUCCCCGAAGACAUGCAGCGACUGGUGGGGAUGCUGCCCUGGCCCCCCUCUUCCCACCUCUCUGGCUCAGCACCAGAAGAAGGCACCUCAGGAGUGGUGGGAAGGAUCUGGCCACCCCAUGGGGCAGCCCCUGGUGCUGCUCAUCUCCGAGUUGUCCCAAAAGACUUGUGGGGGUGUGGUGUGUGAGGCUGUGGCUCCUCUUUGCCCUGCCCUGGGUGUUUCUGCUCCCUUCAGUGACAUGGGGACAUCCCCUCUGCAGCCUGGGGGUGCCUGCCCCAUCCCCCUGCAAAUUUGGGAUGUGAAGUACCUCUUAACCUGGGUCUGGGAGCAGCAGAAGUGCCUGCGGUGUGUUUUACACCUUUAUUUUGCCUCAUUUUUCACCCCCUGGCACAUCUCUGCUGCCCCAGCCUAUGGGGGUGCCCGUGGCUGAGGGUGACGGGGGGAUGUGGGGUGGCCAAAGCUUCACCCCGAUGUCCCCAAGCACUUCCCAGCGGUGCGGGUCACCAGGGGGGUGUCUGUUUGGGAGAGACCCCACUCCCAGCUCUGCAGGAGCUCUGUUGGGGUCCAGCAGCAUCACGGGCUGUUCUUGGU
This is a messenger RNA of Calidris pugnax (ruff), 2491 nucleotides long. RefSeq names its product sestrin 2 (gene SESN2). Gene Ontology annotation, cellular component: nucleus. Bases 1 to 1458 code for a protein of 485 amino acids. The record is from RefSeq and is a predicted model, not a curated record. Lineage: Eukaryota; Metazoa; Chordata; Aves; Charadriiformes; Scolopacidae. Gene Ontology annotation, molecular function: L-leucine binding; oxidoreductase activity, acting on peroxide as acceptor. The transcript is spliced from 10 exons. Gene Ontology annotation, biological process: cellular response to leucine starvation; positive regulation of macroautophagy; negative regulation of TORC1 signaling.